Molecule: messenger RNA, 2029 nt
Organism: Terrapene triunguis (Three-toed box turtle)
Lineage: Eukaryota; Metazoa; Chordata; Testudines; Emydidae
Gene: ATP6V0E1
Product: ATPase H+ transporting V0 subunit e1
Exons: 4
Coding region: 71-316 (81 amino acids)
Biological process (GO): proton transmembrane transport
Cellular component (GO): proton-transporting V-type ATPase, V0 domain
Molecular function (GO): proton-transporting ATPase activity, rotational mechanism
Source: RefSeq, a predicted model, not a curated record
GCCCCACUCCGAGCCGAGCAGGACCCCGGAGUGGUGCCGUCGCGAGUGUGUCAGAGUGAAGCGCUCAGCCAUGGCGUACGGCGGCCUCACUGUGCCCAUCAUCGUCAUGAGCGUUUUCUGGGGGGUAGUCGGCGGCAUCCUGCCCUGGUUCGUGCCCAAGGGGCCCAACCGCGGUGUUAUCAACACAAUGCUGGUGACCUGUGCCGUUUGCUGUUACCUCUUUUGGCUGAUUGCGAUCCUGGCCCAGCUCAACCCUCUCUUUGGUCCACAGUUAAGCAAUGAAACAAUCUGGUAUCUUCAGUAUCAGUGGCCUUAAGGAUGUCUGUCCUCUCUGCUGCCUUUUUUGUGGACUAGGUAAAGAAGAUAUUUCCUCUAGAUAUAAAAGCUACGUUGAUCCAAAGAUGCCCUUAACAUAGCUGGUUGGAUACCAAACCUGUUUAAUGCCUUAAUGUUUGUAUUGUGCUUAAAAUGGCUUGUUCAAAGCCCUAUAUUUUUCUCCUGGUUUCCUUUUACACUGUUUAACAAUGUGCCUAAUACAUAAGAUUUAUACCUCCUUUUCUGUGCUAUAAACUUCUACUUGUUUCGAUUACACUUGAAAUUAUAAUUUUUUUUCUGGGAUAUGUGAGUUUGAGGGCAGCCUCUUCCUUGUCCUCGUGUUGCACAGUCUCCAUGAGCUUUAUGAAACUUCCACACACUAGACUGCCUAUUUAUAGUGUAAUACACAGGCAUUUUCUGUUGGACUAGAAUUGCAUAAAAUAAAGUGUGCAACAAAACUGGUGGCUGGAAGAUGCUGCCACGUGUUUAUGGCAUUUAUUUUUACAAUGGAUUGUAUUCUCGUAAAGUUUAAUCUUAAAUUUCUGUGUACAUGGAAAUAAAAUGAAUCUGCUGCUUUAUAUGAAACAUUCUUGGGAAGCAUCUAAUGGUUGUAUAGUUAUUUUGUUUUUGGGUAGACUUCUGUAACGUUAAUAUUGCUUAGUGAGUCAAAGUUCAACUUUUGAAACUUUCAGAGCUUUCAAUAUGCUUGUAUCUAAUAUUGCUUGUUAUUUCACUAUGCCAUCUGAAUGUAAGAGUUCUUAUCCAGCUGACUUCAACGCCCCAGCUGCUGGUCUAUACUGAGGGAAAUUACUUGGCUACUUUCCCUCUGAAUCCUUUCUUGUAGUGUUUCAAGUUGUUCAACUUCAGUAUCUCUAUUUUCCAUGAUAUAUAGUAAAGGCCUAUGACAAAAUAGAGCUUGGUGCUUGGGCUAAAGCACCAUCAAGAGUUAGUAUAGAAAGUCACUGUCCUAAUAAUAAACUGCCUUAAGUUAUGCUACAGCGACCAACCCUACUUAAUGCUAAAGACUGCAAUUAGGAAAAAAACACUAGAUAUAGAUCUAUGCAUGUGCCUUAGAAAUAGACAUUCUCUGAAAGACCCUUCAGAGUAAAUGAGUUCCAGAGCUGAGAAUCCCGCCCAGAAUGCUCUGUUGCCUGAUGCCAGGAAUUUGAUCUUGGAGAUAAGAAAGCCAAUUUCAAAUUGGCAUAAGUGGAGAUACUGUUACUUGGCUAACCUGAUGCCAGGACUUUUGGGAUAUUGAUGGUAUCAAACCCUUUGGAUUGACCCAGUACACAGCAGAAAGCACAAGGACUACAUUUUGACCUAGCUGAUGCUUCCAGGUAAUCCUCAAAGGUGUUCUAAUUCUAAACAGAGAUCAUGCCAAUCCUAGGCCAAAUGUGAAAAAAGACAGAUAACUGGUGAAAGCCAUAUAUAUCAGCUGGGCCUCCAUGAGGAGAGAUUAAUCUAGUACUGCCUGAGAUUGGAAACCACUGAGGUGCAGGAAAUGGGGAACAAACCUCUUCUGUGCAAGGUGUAAUCAAAAUCCCAGUUCAUGCCUACAUGGGUUUGACACACUUACCCUCCUUCCUAUUUAAAACAUGUCCAUGAUUUUGUGACCAUUGCAGUUAGCCACAUCUAUAUAGAGCUGAAGGGGCAUCUCCAUUAUACACAAGCCUCAGAUACAGUCUGUGAUGAUGAUAUUCACCACUUUGUGUUA